Messenger RNA from Ziziphus jujuba (common jujube), 3973 nucleotides. Its product is annotated as G-type lectin S-receptor-like serine/threonine-protein kinase At4g27290. The transcript is spliced from 7 exons. Bases 1212 to 3743 code for a protein of 843 amino acids. The record is from RefSeq and is a predicted model, not a curated record. Gene Ontology annotation, molecular function: protein serine/threonine kinase activity; ATP binding. Lineage: Eukaryota; Viridiplantae; Streptophyta; Magnoliopsida; Rosales; Rhamnaceae. Gene Ontology annotation, biological process: recognition of pollen; protein phosphorylation.
GGACUUGUGUCAUAAAAACAAAAGACAUAACCAAAAUAAUAAUAAUAAUAAUAAAUAAAUAACAAAAUUAAAGGCAGACUAUUAAAAAAAGAAAAAGAAAAAAGACAUGUCAGAAAAAUGAAGAUACGAGUAAAAAAAAAAAAAAAAAGUUUCUAAAAAAUUAAAGUUAAAAAAAAAUACAGUAAAAAACGAAAUAAAAGGCCUCAUUGAAGUGCUCAUUGAAUUGAGUAAUUAGACUUCUGAAAAGCAGGAAUCCUCUUCCACCAAUGAAAUUACUGUAUCUCCCUCAGCGCCUCAAUAGAGAUUUGUAUCACAGUUCUACUUUUGUCACUUUUAGCGUUUCAAUAUGUGAGAUUAAAACUCGUCCUUUGAAAUUAGUGUCAAAGGAAAUUUAGAUGAAAUAGAUCUACAGAAAUUAACCAUUAGGAGUUAAAGUUGCAGUUUCUAGCAUUCUGUCUAUGGACAAUGGAGGACUCAGUUUUCUAAAUGUUAGAAAAAUUGUCAGUUUUGAUUAAACUAAACAAAUUGGAAGAUUCAAUUACGGUGGUCUGAUGGAUGCAAGGACUUAACAACACCAGCAUAUGGAGUUCCAAGGAUAGAAAAGUUGAGAAAUUUCCACUUUCUCAUGCUUGCAUAGAAUGAAAUGCAACCCAAAAUUUUUUAACAAAUCCUUUACUUUCUCAUGCUUGCCAAGAAUGAAAUGCAAUCCAAAGUCUUUUAACAAAUCCUUGUUUGCGAUUUUGGUCGGGUAUUUAUUUGUGUCUGGUCCUAGAAAAGUUGUUAGACUUAUUGUUGAAAUCGUCAUUAUUUCCCUAUCGAGGUAGAUCACAUCAAGAUUUUAAGGCUUGAAUAUAUAUAUAUAUAUAUAUAUAUAUUCUCCACCUGCACCGUUUAAUUUUCCCUCUUUAAAGUAAUCGACCAGUCUAAAAUUCUGUGUCGAUCUCUUGGGUGUACAACCAAUUCUCUCAGCCCUUUUCUGACCACCAACACCACCAUACAAGUUUUUCAGUACGUCAGAUUUACUGAUGCUCUUCUAUGAUAGAUCGUUUUACGCGGCAUUGACAAUUGAGCCGUUUAGCAUAACAUUUUUCUUUGCAUGACAACUAUUUUUGGCUUGGUAUAGAAAUUGAAACGUAGAAUUUUCAGCCAACCAAUAAAAUAUCGCCGUAAAUUCAACUGACUUGAUUCUAUGUUUACAUGUGCCAAGGUCAAUGCCCGCAUAUAUUUCCAAGCUGCAGAGAACUCUAGCUAUGACACAACGACAGGAAGAAGAAAUGGGUAUUCUUUCUUUCACAACAUUUUUUGUCUCAACCAUUAUUCUAUCUUCCUUCUCCGAGUAUUCCAUAGCUCUUGACACCAUUUCUGAAACCCAGACCAUCACUGAGAACAGCACCUUGGUUUCCAAAUCUGGAGAAUUCGAACUGGGUUUCUUCAGUCCAGGUAGAUCCACAAACAGGUAUGUCGGAAUUUGGUACAAGGAUAUUCCAGGUCAAAUUGUUGUUUGGGUGGCUAACCGACAGAACCCAAUCAACGACUCUUCGGGGAUUUUGAUGAUAAACAGCACAGGCCAUGUUGUCCUUCAUGGACAGAUGAGUAGUGUUGUUUGGUCAGCAAGUCCAACUCAAUCUGUCCAGGCUCCAAUAUUGCAGCUUUUGGAUACAGGAAAUCUAGUACUAAGAGAUGAGAAAGAUGAGAAUUCACACAACUAUCUGUGGCAGAGUUUUGAUUAUCCUACUGAUACUUUAUUACCAGGUAUGAAGCUCGGAUGGGACUUGAAAACUGGUCUUGAUCGGCGUAUAGUAUCAUGGAAGAGCCCUGAUGACCCUUCUCCGGGAGACUUUUCUUGGAUGAUUGCACGUUAUAACUAUCCCGAGGGUCAAACGUGGAAAGCCUCCAAUAAGUACUAUCGUGAUGGCCCCUGGAAUGGCCUUCGAUUCAGUGGUGAUCCAGAGUUAAAACCCAACUCUUUAUUCACUUUCGAAUUUGUUAACCAUAAAGAUGAAGUUUACUACAUCUUUCACCUAAGAAAUGAAUCUGUAAAAACAAGGAUGGUUGUGAACCAGACCUAUGGUUAUAUCCGGACACGCUAUGCUUGGAAUCCAGGGACUCAAAGUUGGGAUGUGUUCUCAUCAAUGCCAAGAGACAAUUGUGACGGGUAUGGUCUGUGUGGUGCCUACGGAAACUGUGUCAUUUGGGAGGCCCCUGUUUGCCAAUGUUUGAAGGGUUUCAAGCCAAAAGGAAACUUCAUGGACUGGUCGCAAGGAUGCGUAAGGAAUAAACCAUUAAGCUGCCACGACAAGCAUUCAUCUGGGUUUGUCAAAAUUAGUGGCUUGAAAUUGCCUGAUACUACAUAUACUUGGGUAAAUGCAAGUUUGAAUCUUAAGGAAUGCAAAGCCAAAUGCAUGAGCAAUUGUUCUUGUACGGCUUACACAAAUUCCGAUAUCAGUGGAAAAGGAAGUGGCUGUGCUAUGUGGUUUGGGAACCUGAUUGAUAUUAGAGAGCUUCAAGUUAGUGGGCAAGAUCUAUAUGUUCGAUUGGACGCUUCAGAGUUAGGUGGAGAUGGUGAGCACGCGGUGAUAAUAGGCGUGGUAAUUGUGGCUGUCUUUGUUGUGGUCUGUGGGGUGGUCUUGCUUGCUCGUUACAUCCGCCAAAUCAGGACUAGGAAAUAUCUAAAAGACAAUGCAGAGACCAGUGCAAUAAUAAAGAAUGUGAACAAUGAAAACCAAGCAGAAAACAUGGAUGUGAUAUUCUUCGACCUAGAUAAGAUUAUUACGGCCACUUGCAACUUCUCAAGCAACAAUAAACUAGGGCAAGGCGGUUUUGGACCAGUUUAUAAGGGUACAUUAGAAGAUGGGAAAGAAUUAGCUGUGAAAAGGCUUUCAAGAAAUUCAUCACAAGGAGUGAACGAAUUCAAAAAUGAAGUUGCUCUUAUUGCCAAACUUCAGCACCGAAAUCUAGUCAAGCUUCUUGGUUGUUGCUUACAAGGGGAAGAAAAAAUGCUAGUUUAUGAAUACAUGCCCAAUAAUAGCCUGGACCACUUCAUUUUUGACGAAACAAAAAGUAAACUUAUAGAUUGGUCCAAGCGCUUCCACAUAAUCAGCGGAGUUGCAAGGGGACUUCUAUAUCUCCAUCAAGAUUCGAGAUUAAGGAUUAUACAUAGAGAUCUCAAAACCAGUAACAUUUUACUUGACACUGAAAUGAAUCCAAAAAUUUCAGAUUUUGGUUUGGCUAGAGCUUUUGGUGGAGAUCAAAGUGAAGGAAAUACAAGCAGAGUGGUUGGAACAUGCGGUUACAUGGCACCUGAAUAUGCUGUAGAUGGACUAUUCUCAGUGAAAUCUGAUGUCUUUAGCUUUGGUAUUUUGCUAUUAGAGAUCAUAAGCGGGAAAAGAAAUAGGGGGUUUUAUCAUCUACACCACACUAUUAACCUUAUUGGACAUGCAUGGAGAUUGUUUAAAGAAGGGAGAUCCCUGGAACUUGUCGAUCCAUGCCUCAAGGACUCGAGCGAUCUUUCUGAGGUGCUGCGCAGCAUUCAUAUCAGUCUCUUGUGUGUGCAAGAGCACCCUGAAGACAGGCCAAGCAUGUCUCAUGUGGUUUUGAUGUUGGGUGGUGAAAGUACCUUGUCUCAGCCCAAACAACCUGCUUUCUCAGUCAGUAAAAACACUGUUGCGACAGAUUCUUCAUCCAGCAAGCAAGAAUCCGUUUCCACCAAUGAAAUUACUGUAACUCUUUUAGAACCACGAUAGAAAUUUGUUAUCACAGUUCUACUUUUGUUACUUUUAACAUUUCAAUGUGUGAAAUCAAAACUCGUCCUUUGAUACUAGUGUGAAAGGAAAUUUGACAAAAUAUGUCAACAGAAAUUAAGUAAUUAGGAGUUUUUUUUUUUUUGGUAAAAAAGUAAUUAGGAGUUAAAAGACGCAGUUUCUACAUUCUGUUUAUGGAUAAUGGAGGACUCAGAUUUCUAAAUGCUAAUAAA